Messenger RNA from Macrobrachium nipponense, 4992 nucleotides. Its product is annotated as integrin alpha-8-like. NCBI's taxonomy places the organism in Eukaryota, Metazoa, Arthropoda, Malacostraca, Decapoda, Palaemonidae. The transcript has 26 exons. Gene Ontology annotation, molecular function: integrin binding. Gene Ontology annotation, biological process: cell-matrix adhesion; cell-cell adhesion; integrin-mediated signaling pathway. Bases 801 to 4157 code for a protein of 1118 amino acids. Gene Ontology annotation, cellular component: integrin complex; external side of plasma membrane. The record is from RefSeq and is a predicted model, not a curated record.
AAUGUCUGAAUUUCCGUCAUUGUUAUGGCUGUCAUUUUAGGAUGAAAUCGCUACACUUUCAUUAUGGUACUGUUUGUCGGACAUGUCGUGUGACCAAAAAUCAUAUUUGACAUAUGACGACGUGUUACAAGGGCGAAAGUUAAUUAUAACGAUAGUUAUGAGAUAUUCCGUAGUAAGUACUCCUGGUGCUUACAAGAGAAUAGUCUUAGAUUUAUGAGAUCUUGAUAAAUACGCUACGUCAACACUGCAUAUCCCCAGGUGCAUCAUCAUCCGGAAAAAAAUAUCUACUUGGCAAUGAUUUUCUACGCUUUAUCACUGCUGAUCAGAAAAUGACCGAGAUAGUCUACCUUAUCUAAUGCAGUCUAGCUGUGAACUGUGAAUGAAUUAUUCUACAGUUAUGAUUUCAGUUUUCUGUCCGUUUGAGCUUUAUUUACAUCUGCUAAGUGUUCUGCAUAUUCCUUAUUUAACGGAAGCUUCCUAAUGACGGAUUAUUUUCAAAUGACUGCGUCCAAGACGACGAGGAAUUAGCGCGAAAACUUUAAUGCGGGAAAGUAUGGCGGUCGUUUAAGAAAACAAGACAGUGAGUGUUCCGAUGUUUUUCGUGUCACAUGAUGUUAAAACCUCCACAAGAAGGCAUAUUUCGUCUGUAAUAAGACAUCCUGCAACUCCAGUUCCAGAGUAAGCUUAAUGUGAUCACCCGUUUGAGAAAUAAGCACUGAUCCCUCGAGAACCCUCCCACAUCCCCUACCGGCAAAAUUGUGUAUCCCUCCGCGUCGCCCGAGUUCCAAGACUCAGGAAGGAUGCCAUCGGUGAGGAAGAGAACGAAAACAACCCCAGGAGAGGGUUUCCUUCGCCUUUUCGUCCAGGUUUCGGUGACCGUAGGCUGCGUCUCGUCGUUUAACCUGAAAACAGAAGCACCCAUCUUGCUUCGACCUCCUGACCAGAAAGGGGCGCAGUUUGGCUUCUCUCUCGCUCAUUUUCUCAAUGGGACCGAAAAAACAAUUCUAGUCGGUGCUCCGCUGGCACGGACUCCUCAACCUCUGAGCAAUCCCGGAGCACUCUACUCCUGUGGUCUCAAGAGUCAGGAGUGCCAUCAGCUCCUCGUUGAUACCAAGAGCGACUCUUACUUGACUUGGUUCCCUGACGAGCAAAAGGAAAAUCAGGGUCUUGGGUACAGCCUUGCAGCCGACGGCGACAGUAUCACGGUAUGCGCUCCCCGCUGGCACGUCUUCGAUUCAAGAGCAACGGGGAUAGAGGACUUUGCCCUCGGCAAAUGCUUCACAGGAAGGGCGCCGGAAUUCGAAUUCACGCCCUUCUCGCCGCCGAUUUUAACGCCUCCGAAAACGGGACGGCUCAGCUUCAGGAAUACUGGAUAUUGUCAGUUUGGUUUCAGCGUUACCUACAUCAAGGACCAGAACUCCAUAGCAGCCGGGGGUCCGGGAUGCUGGAAUUGGCAAGGCGAUGUUUGGAAUGUGCAACUGGAUGAUCUGACUCACUCCGAGUCUUUCAAGAAAGUCGAAUACCUUUCACUAGAGGAUGUGGACCUCACCGACAAGAGCGUCGGUACAAACAGUCUCUUGUCGAAUUUGUACCUCGGGUAUAACGUAGUCCACUUUACUUACGGCUCCUACUCGGCAAUAGCGGCUGCCAUGCCCAAAACCAUUAGCAGCAGGAAUUUGGACGUCGUCCAGUCCGAGGAGAAUCUGGUCGUUGGUCCACUUGUUCAGAUACUGGUAGAGGACGAAAACGACAAGAGUAAACUCAGGGUUCUCGACAGUCUCAAACCACCAAGGAACCGGUCUGAAAUAAAGGAGGCUUCCAAGGAGAGCAUGUUUUCCUACUUUGGUUAUUCGUUGGCAAUGGCGGACCUCAACGGAGAUACCCUCGAUGACAUCAUCGUUGGUGCCCCGUUCUACCACAACGAUACCCAUCAGGACCAGGGCGCCAUAUUCGUCUACAUGCAAAGGAGAUUCCCAACAGGAGGAGAAACUGAAUGGAGUUAUGAGAUGAGGGAGGAGAAUGAAGAACACGACGCUCCCCUUCGAAUUGGUAGCGAAUCCUAUGGUCGCUUUGGUACUUGUGUGGUAGCCAUUGGAGACAUCGAUGGUGAUGGGUAUCAAGAUAUUGCUGUGGGAGCACCAUUCUUGAAAAAUGGCGGAGCUGUUUACCUAUACAUGGGGUCAUCGACAGGCCUUGAAGAGAUGUACAGACAGGUGAUUAGGGCCUCUGAAUUACCUGCAUCCAUGAAACCCACUUCCGGGUUUGGGUUUAGCGUAGCUCAGCCCCUUCCAGGAAAUCAAGCCGGGGGAACACCGCUCGCCAUCGGUGCUCACGAUUCGGAUGCCGUGUUCGUCUUUGAACCGAAGGACGUCAUAACUGUGGAAUGGAGCAUCAAAUUCAACCCAAAAGUCAUGGACCUCUCCAAAAAGGUCUGCCCAGACUCCCGUGACGUUUCGGCCGAAAAAUACUACCCGUGUGUUCAGAUCGUAACUUGCCUUCAAUACAGCAGCGUCAAGCUGUCCUCCGUCUCACCCUCGCAUUUGGAUUUCACCUUAAAGAUAGCCGCCGAUGUAAAUCAAACUCCGAACAGAUUGUUCUUCGCUGAUGACACAACAUCGACUAAGUUGGACUUCAGAUUACGAGAAAACGAGACGACGUGCCGGGAAGUUAGCGUAAUGGAGAAGAAAUCCACGAUAGAAGAAGUCAAACCUUAUGACAUCCAAGGAGAAAUCGCGAUGGCUGAGAAGGACAAGGCUCUGGCCAUUCUGGACCCAAGAAGUGAUAUCGUCAAGACAGAAGUCCUGAAUAUACUGGUGCCCUGUGAAAAUUCCACGGCUGAGUCCUGCUUGAGCAAACUGCAGCUCAUAAUAGAUAUGCCGACAUCCUACAGUCUGGACAAUCAACAGUCGAUCAAUGUCUCUAUUACCGUGAGAAAUCCUGGUGAACCGGCUUAUAGUAUUUGGCUGAAUGUCGACACAGAGGGAGACCUCGUUUUCCAUUCAUUAACGGAGAGUGUGUCUUGUGACGAGAAGAAAGGUGUUACAGUUUGUAACGUGGCCAGAGUACUCACCAACGAAUCCGAGGUGAACUUCGUUUUGCAAUUGCAACCGGCCUCCAAGUUCCUUGACUCCUUAAGAACGCAUGAGAAUUAUUUUCGAGUGAAUGCGUCUUUAAGUACAACCGCCGUUAUUGUCAAUCCAGAGGAUGCUCAGAAAUACUUCAAGAUUCCCAUUACUGUCGAGGCCGAGAUGGAUAUCACAAAAGACAGGUCCAGUACAUCCCAGGUACACUACAACAGUUCAGAGUUUUACAAACAACCUCGCGACGCACAAACAGAAGAAGAACUUGGACCUGAAGCGAUUCACAAGUAUAAAAUAUACAACAAAAAGGACUACAACAUUUAUAGCACCCAGUUGACCAUCCACUGGCCGCUCAAGAUUGAUGGUCUCUAUUUCUUGUACCUGCUGGAAAUGCCCACGUUUGACGGAGGAAACUUUUCCUGUGAAUACAACAACGGCGAAGUGGACGAGUUCAGUUUGAGGAGGAAUGUGGAGGAUCCCUUAGAGCCGGGAGGGUACGGGGAAUUUCAUCGCUCUGCUUCUCUAGGUCCGCUAAAGACAAGCGUCGUCCAGGGGAAAAGAGUCGAGUACUUGAUGUUCCAGUGCGUCACAGGCACGAUUCUUCCGCGAAAGGACGUUAGCAUCAAGCUGCGAUCUCGUCUUGUGGAAAGAACCCUCAAGGAACUGCAGAUGGGCAACAGCAUAAAAGACGCGAAUUCUUCUGCUUGGAUUCAGAUACUGGAACUUCCUGUGCAAGCACCUCUGCCUCCACCAUCGCCUGUCUCGACGGUGCAGACAAUCAUAUCCUACCAAAAUGAGUCCCCAGAGGCCGUGGUAGCCUGGUGGAUAUACCUCUUAGCUGCUUUAGGAGGGCUUUUAGUGUUGAUUCUCAUCAUACUCAUCUUAUACAAGAUUGGAUUCUUCAAAAGAAAAAGUUUCGAAAAAAUGGAUGGAGAUAAAGCGGAAGGAGACAUGCUGGUGGACGAAGAGAAAGGAGAGGGAGAAGAGAAGGAAGAGGAGAAUCCUACGACUCCAGAAUCUCCGAUGCUGAAGGAGACGGAGAACGCCCAAGGCGAUUUUGAAUUCCGUCGCCAAUAGCGCAUGCGCUGAAGCCUCAAACGGAGCGAGAGCCCGUGAAAUCUAACCACUGAAGCCUGACCGGGACUUUGAAUUUAUUCACCGAAGUCUAGGACGAUACAUCGUUAACUAUAUUUUCAAAAUUAAUAAUCGUUAUUAUUCGAGAACAAGAUAUGGCACCCUUGUCAAGCCCUUAUUUGAUCGACUUGCGCUAGACAUCGUUGGUGAGAAAACUGAUCUGCUUUUCUGGCAAAUAUGCAAGUGCGCUGAAAUGCUCUGUUUUUCAGGGUUCGUUUUAUUUUCAGUACAGCUCAUUUAUAACGUCGUAAUAAUGUUAUGCACUUACCUGACCGCUUCUGUCCAUACAUUCAUUGUAAAUUGUGUUGCAGAAUUACUGUUGAUUUUGUGUAACACAAGGAAAAAAAACUAAGUUAUCUUAAUGAUGUCAACGAUGGCGUGAUUCCUUCAGUGAAAAGCUAUGAAGAUGAGUCAGUCUAUGACUGACAUUUAAAAGCAUUGUUUUCAGGACAGAGCGCAUUGCUUUUCACUGCACGUGAAGGUGAUUAUGCGAUGGUGACAGAACAAAACAAAAUAUGCGAGAAAGUUUACGUCGGGAAGUUGACUGGAAAAUAAGAGGUUACGUUUCACAUCUGCAUUUUCCAUAUGGUCAUUAUCUUCCUUUUUGUCUUGACUACUAAUAGACCAUCAAAUCUUCAUCAGAACUUUGGUUAACUGUGAAAAAUUCCUUUUGACAUGUUGAUUCUCGUGGUGUGGAAAUGUUAAGUGAACAACAGAUAAAUGCUUAUGUGACAUAAAAGAUUUUUCGUGAUGUAAUUAGAGAAAUAAAAGAAAUGGA